AUGUGUGACGAAAAAGAAAUCAGAGCAGCUUUCGACGUUGCGGUGGAGCUGGUGAAACAAUGUAAUCAAAUAGUAUUGGAGGCAUUCCGCUCUGCCUCCAAGCGGGUUGAAGUGAAAGGUAAACACUGGGAUUUAGUAACCGAAUACGAUCAACGUGUAGAGAACAUCUUGAUUGCCGGAUUGCAGCAACACUUUCCUCAUCACAAGUUCUGUGCAGAAGAAUCAUCAUUUGCAAACGGGACCCAACUGGAGCUCGGUCCAGAACCUACAUGGAUAAUUGACCCAAUUGAUGGGACGGUCAAUUUCGUACGAGGCAUUCCUUUCACGUGUAUUUCCGUUGCUUUAGCGGUCAAUGGUGAAAUUCACAUAGGUAUUAUAGCGAAUCCUACGACCAACGAAAUCUACACCGCCGUUAGAGGGCAAGGGUCUUUUUUGAAUGGUUCCCGCAUCGAAACACGCGGAACGAAAGAGCUGAAGGAAGCUUUAGUGGGACAUGAAUUUUCAAUCGGAAGCUACAAACCCAUUCGGGCAGCUCUUUUUGAGCGCGGUCAACGAUUCAUCAAAGAAUGCGUUGGGUUGCGUGCCUUUGGUUCAGCUGCCCUUACAUUAGCAUACAUUGCUAGUGGACAGAUAGAUGUGUACAGUAUACAGUUUCUUAAGCCAUGGGACAUUGCUGCAGGCUCUUUGCUUAUCCAGGAAGCUGGAGGCACGGUCAUUAGCAUCACAGGCGGAAAAUACGACAUCAUGAAGCCGGAUAUUAUAGCCGCCAGCAGCGAGCCAUUGGCACAGAGGGUACUGCAAGUUAUACGUGAAGUAGAUGAGGAUUUGCUACAACUAAAGCCAACGUAG
Anopheles marshallii is the source of this 849-nucleotide messenger RNA. RefSeq lists its product as uncharacterized. Gene Ontology annotation, molecular function: inositol monophosphate 1-phosphatase activity. The record is from RefSeq and is a predicted model, not a curated record. Lineage: Eukaryota; Metazoa; Arthropoda; Insecta; Diptera; Culicidae. Bases 1 to 849 code for a protein of 282 amino acids. Gene Ontology annotation, biological process: inositol metabolic process; phosphatidylinositol phosphate biosynthetic process; signal transduction. The transcript is spliced from 2 exons.